CAGCCCGCAAAAGCGCCCUUCCGCUUAGGGACUGGAAUAGAAAACUCGAAGGAAAGGGAAGGAAGGGAAACUCGCGUUCCUCUCGGCUCUCGCCUCCUCCCCUCCGCCUCCAACCCUCGAGCGAAGGCGGCGGCCGCGAGGCGAGGCGCGGCGCAGCACGGAGGCGGCGAGAUGAAGGUCUCCGUGAAGACGCUCAAGGGCUCCAGCUUCCAGAUCGAAGUCGACCCCGAGGACAAGGUUGCUGAUGUGAAAAAACACAUAGAGAGUACACAAGGGAAUGUCUACCCAGCUGACCAACAAGUGCUCAUACACCAGGGGAAGGUGCUCAAAGAUGACACAACAUUGGAGGAAAACAAAGUGGUUGAAGAGAACUUUCUUGUUAUAAUGCUUAGACAGAACAAGGCUUCAUCUAGUGCAGCACCAGCUACAUCCAAUGCAUCCGCAAAUCAGGCACCCCCUGCUCAGAGGGUCCCUGCUGCUCCUGCACCUCAACCAGCAGCUGCCCCAGCUGCACCAGCACCUACUGUACCUGUCAGUGCUCCUGCUUCAACUGCCACAACCUCCCCAGCUCCUGCUGUUGCUGUACCCACUGAAGCAGAUCCUUAUGGUCAGGCUGCCUCAAACCUUGUUGCUGGCAGCAACAUAGAGGCAACAAUUCAAUCAAUUCUCGAAAUGGGUGGUGGGACAUGGGAUAGAGAGAUUGUGCAACGUGCUCUACGGGCUGCAUUCAACAACCCUGAUCGGGCUAUUGAUUAUUUAUAUUCUGGGAUUCCUGAGCAGAUGGAGGCUUCUGCACCACCUCCGAGUUCUCAGCCAGCUAAUCCUGUCCAGGCUUCACAACCAGCCCAAGCUGCAGUGCCUUCCACUGGACCAAAUGCUAGUCCUUUGGACCUCUUUCCUCAGGCCCUUCCAAAUGCUUCUGCUAAUGCUGGAGCAGGAAAUCUUGAUGUUUUGCGUAAUAAUGCACAGUUCCAAAGCCUGCUUGCUUUGGUGCAGGCUAACCCUACAAUUUUACAGCCAUUGCUUCAAGAACUGGGGAAACAAAAUCCCCAGAUUAUGCAGCUGAUUCAGGAAAACCAAGCCGAGUUCCUGCGCUUGAUCAAUGAACCAGUUGAGGGUGAUGAAGAGAAUGAAAUGGAUAUGCUAGACCAGAUUGCAGAUGCAGCUCAGACCAUAGCGGUUACUCCGGAGGAGAACGAAGCUAUCCUUCGUCUUGAAGCGAUGGGAUUUGACCGGGCAAUUGUCCUGGAAGUGUUCUUUGCUUGCAACAAGAAUGAGCAGCUGGCCGCGAACUACCUCUUGGACCACAUGAAUGAGUUCAAUGACGACGACGGGCCACUGGGCGGAGGGCCACUAUAAGAAGGCAGAACACUUGUCAAGCUCUGCAUCAUGCGAAGGCUGUAGGGCAGGCUUAGGAAAACUUUUUUUGGGAUUUGUCUCGUCCAUUAUUUAUCGCUUGUCUUGAAUUCUUUUUGUUUGGCGUUGCUCUUUAGUACAUAACUCUAGAUUACCAUUACAGACAGACUUUUAUAACGGGAUAUAAAGGUCAUGAGUCAGUUUUACUGGAUC
Molecule: messenger RNA, 1569 nt
Organism: Phragmites australis (common reed)
Lineage: Eukaryota; Viridiplantae; Streptophyta; Magnoliopsida; Poales; Poaceae
Product: probable ubiquitin receptor RAD23
Exons: 11
Coding region: 172-1359 (395 amino acids)
Biological process (GO): nucleotide-excision repair; proteasome-mediated ubiquitin-dependent protein catabolic process
Cellular component (GO): nucleoplasm; cytosol
Molecular function (GO): proteasome binding; damaged DNA binding; ubiquitin binding
Source: RefSeq, a predicted model, not a curated record